Hevea brasiliensis (rubber tree) is the source of this 2093-nucleotide messenger RNA. RefSeq names its product low affinity sulfate transporter 3. The coding region runs from base 30 to 1994 and encodes 654 amino acids. The transcript is spliced from 12 exons. Gene Ontology annotation, biological process: transmembrane transport. The record is from RefSeq and is a predicted model, not a curated record. Lineage: Eukaryota; Viridiplantae; Streptophyta; Magnoliopsida; Malpighiales; Euphorbiaceae. Gene Ontology annotation, cellular component: membrane. Gene Ontology annotation, molecular function: secondary active sulfate transmembrane transporter activity.
GAGUUCAACCAAACACUUCAGACUAUACCAUGGGUUCAAAGACAAGAGAGACCUACACUGUAGAGGAGCUGCAGCAGCUGGACGCAGACGUUACCGGACGGCGAGAGAGGGCACAGUGGGUGCUGAAUUCUCCUGAUCCACCAGGUCUAUUGCACGAUAUUAUCAGUUCAGUUAAGGACGUUGCCUUCCCUCUUGGACACACAACUGCAAAGCAAACUACCAGUAGACGUGCCGUAUCAUUCUUGAAAGGCCUGUUUCCAAUCCUUAGCUGGGGUAGGGAUUACAGAUUUUCUAAGUUUAAAAACGACCUAAUGGCAGGUUUAGCACUUGCAAGCCUUAGCAUUCCUCAGAGUAUCGGAUAUGCUACUUUAGCAAAACUCGAUCCUCAAUACGGCCUAUACACCAGUUUUAUUCCCCCUCUGAUUUAUGCUCUAAUGGGGAGUUCAAGAGAAAUUGCCAUUGGGCCCGUAGCUGUGGUAUCUAUGCUGCUUUCCUCUAUGAUUCAGGAGAUAGAAGAUCCUGCAACUGACCCUGCUGCAUAUAGAAAGAUGGUUCUAACUGUUACCUUCUUUGCUGGAAUCUUCCAAGCCGUAUUUGGAUUGUUUAGGUUGGGAUUUCUUGUGGAUUUUCUUUCACAUGCUGCCAUUGUUGGAUUUAUGGGGGGUGCAGCCAUUGUUAUUGGUCUUCAGCAACUGAAAGGGCUACUUGGGAUCAAUCAUUUCACCAAUAAAACUGAUUUAGUCUCUGUCCUGGAGUCUGUUUUCACAUCAAUAGACCAUCCGUGGUCCCCUCUGAAUUUCGUCCUGGGCUGCUCAUUCCUUAUCUUCCUUCUAAUUGCCAGGUUUAUCGGCAGGAGAAACAAGAAGCUCUUCUGGUUUCCAGUCAUUGCUCCUCUCAUAUCUGUGAUAUUAUCCACUUUGAUAGUGUUCUUGACAAAAGCUGAUAAGCACGGAGUAAAGAUUGUAGAACAAGUCAAAGGAGGCUUGAAUCCAAGUUCAGUCGGUGAAAUACAACUCAAAAGACCACAUGUUGGACAAGCAGCCAAAAUUGGCCUCAUUUCUGCCAUUGUUGCUCUUACCGAAGCUAUUGCUGUUGGCCGGUCUUUCGCUUCCAUAAAAGGCUAUCACCUUGAUGGGAACAAAGAGAUGUUAGCUAUGGGCUUCAUGAACAUUGCAGGAUCUCUGACUUCCUGUUAUGUGGCAACUGGUUCAUUUUCAAGAACUGCUGUGAAUUUCAGUGCAGGGUGCGAAACUGUAUUAUCCAAUAUAGUGAUGGCUAUUACGGUGUUUUUGUCACUGGAAUUUUUCACUAGGCUCCUGUAUUACACUCCCAUUGCAAUCCUGGCUUCAAUCAUUCUAUCAGCUCUUCCUGGAGUUCUUGAUAUUCAUGAAGCUUACUACAUCUGGAAGGUUGACAAGCUAGACUUCCUUGCCUGCGUCGGUGCUUUCGUUGGCGUCUUGUUUGCAUCAGUGGAAAUCGGGCUUCUAGCUGCGGUAACCAUCUCAUUUGCCAAGAUAUUGCUAAACUCCAUUCGACCAGGCAUAGAAGAACUUGGAAGACUUCCAAGAACAGAUACCUAUUGUGAGAUAAAUCAAUAUCCCAUGGCCAUCAGAACUCCAGGAAUUUUAGUAGUCCGUGUCAACUCUGCCCUACUUUGCUUUGCUAAUGCCAACUUUGUAAGAGAAAGGAUACUGAGGUGGGUGACAGAAGAAGAGGAUCAUGUAUCUAAUGAAAACACAAAGGAAGGGAUUCAAGCAGUAAUUCUUGACAUGUCCAAUGUAACAAACGUAGACAUUGCAGGAAUUCUUGCACUAGAAGAGCUGCACAAGAAGUUGCUCUCACAUGAAACAGAGUUGGCCAUAGCCAACCCAAGAUGGCAAGUAAUUCACAAGCUAAAGUUGGCGAAAUUCACGGAUAAAGUAGGAAGUGGAAGGAUUUUCUUCACAGUUGCUGAAGCCGUGGCUGCAAGCAUUAGCACUCCCAAUAACUGUUGAUGGAUUUUUGUGGGCUUUUUGCUUAUAUGGAGAAUUUUUUUGUGUAAAAUUUUGUAAGAUCCUAUUUCUAGAUAUGGUUUUGAAGGAUUGUGAUUGUAA